Molecule: messenger RNA, 1821 nt
Organism: Paraphaeosphaeria sporulosa
Lineage: Eukaryota; Fungi; Ascomycota; Dothideomycetes; Pleosporales; Didymosphaeriaceae
Exons: 3
Coding region: 1-1821 (606 amino acids)
Biological process (GO): adenylate cyclase-activating G protein-coupled receptor signaling pathway
Cellular component (GO): plasma membrane
Molecular function (GO): G protein-coupled receptor activity
Source: RefSeq, a predicted model, not a curated record
AUGCUGUUUACAGCAGGUUCGCUUUUCACCAAAGCCAUCUCCUCUCCCUUACCGAACGUGGCGCACUACUACGGUCCCUCAUAUUCCAAGCUGUACGACGAUCAGAAAAACUACAACGUAAGGGUCGCUUCAGCGGCCUGCGCCGCCACCAGUAUGGUGGCCGCAUUCACCGUCUUUUACUGGUUUUGCCGCAUGGAGAAGCGCUUUCGCCACAGACUCAUUAUGCUGCUGAUAUUUGGGGAUCUGAUGAAGGCACUGUGGUUGUUUCUACAGGCUGUUGUGUCACUUGCACGCGGCACGAUAAUCACAGAAAGUGCCUUCUGCCAGUCCAGUGGGUUUUUCGUACAGUUUGGAACUGAAGAGAGUGAUCGCAUCGCAGAUUUUGCCGUACUCUGCAUUGCACUACACAGCGCGUUACAAGUGUUCAGACCUUCCAACACGGUUCACUCGGACGGACUGUAUCCACACCGGCACUAUGUGUAUGCCGGUUCACUUCUUAUUCCCGCCAUGAUGGCCGCUUUGGCAUUCAUCAACCCGCGAUGGGGUUACAUGUCGCAGGGCCCUUAUUGCUCCCUUCCGUUGAGACCAUUCUGGUACCGACUGGCAUUGCAAUGGAUCCCUCGCUAUUUGAUUGCCAUAAUAAUCCUUGGUCUUGCGAUUGCGAUCUAUGCUCAUGUUGGCUUUGAGUUUCGAGCAUUGUCAAAUUCAGUCAAAGAGACCAAGCCUUCGAUCUCAACCACAACUCCGAUCUUUUCUGUCGGAAGCCCAGAAGAUGGUUCUGCAAAUGGUCCGGAAAUGUCACAGUAUCAAGUGAGCCAUUUUGGUCGAGACUCUUCUGUGGUCUCCAUGGUCGGGCAAUCACGCAGAGCAUCUGGUGUCGCCUCGGUGGACUCUCACACCAAUACCGCUAGUGAUACUGCUCACGGCUCUUCGAUCCCGGGCAGUCCCCAUACAGUGGAUCACUGGUACAUGCUCCCACAGUUACAAACCUACGACACCGCCAAUACAGCGAAUGCACCCAGCGUCGAGAAGGGGAACAAGCCUCCCCGCAACAUCAGCGGAGACAACUCUGACGGAAACACCUCUCCCUUCUCAGACGCGCCCUCGCAGCACCUGCAACGCCAACUCGCCCAGAAAAGGGCCCGCAUCCAUCGCCAACUCCGCCUCAUGUUCAUCUACCCCAUCGUUUACGUGCUCGUCUGGCUUGUCCCCUUCAUCAACCACUGCUUGACGUACCAAGACCAUUUCGCCGCACAUCCACUCUACUGGCUUUCUAUGAUCAACGUCAUCUGCGUGACUUCUAUGGGCGCGAUCGACUGCCUCAUCUUCUCCCUCCGCGAGCGUCCCUGGCGUCACAUUCCCUCUUCCGAUGGCUCAUUCCUUGGGUCUUUGGUCUGGUGGCGCAGAUCUCCUCCCUCCAACGGCGCGCUAGUCUCUUCACGCGCGCGUCCCAGCGAUGUCCUGUACCAUGUGAACACAGAAGCGAAUCCAGACACGCCGCAUGUGCGGACGGAACAGGGCUGGAGAGAUAGCAUGAUGCGUGCGGGCAGGAAUGUGGGGACACAUAGCAGGACGAGCGGGAGUAGCUCGGACCGGGCGAAGGCGCAGGCCGUGAUGGCGCGGUCGAGGUUAGAGCUUGAGAAAGAUGAUCGAAGGGUAGCGAGGGUGAUGGACCGGGGGGAGGAUGCGAGCAGGACGCCGAGGGCGAGGAGGGGCACGGCAUUGACCGGGCUAGAGACGAUUGAGAGCCCUGAGGAGGAGACCAGGGUGGAGCUUGGGGCGGAGGAGAAUGAUGGCAGCGGUGAUGCCGAGGGGUGCUAA